Molecule: messenger RNA, 642 nt
Organism: Ananas comosus (pineapple)
Lineage: Eukaryota; Viridiplantae; Streptophyta; Magnoliopsida; Poales; Bromeliaceae
Product: abscisic stress-ripening protein 2-like
Exons: 2
Coding region: 101-406 (101 amino acids)
Source: RefSeq, a predicted model, not a curated record
GAGUUUCUUUCAAACAUACACAAAUAUCCUUUGAUCAUUUCCUCUAGCAUUAAAUAUCAACAAAGGGAGUCUAAGUAAGUGAUUAAUCUUGUUAUCGACAAUGUCGGAGGAGAAGCACCACCACUUCUUCCACCACCACAAGGAGGAUCAGAGCUCGACGGAAAUCGACUACGCCAAGAAAGAAAAGCACCACAAGCACAUGGAGCAACUUGGCGAGCUCGGCGCCGUCGCCGCCGGUGCCUACGCUCUGCAUGAGAAGCAUAAGGCAAAGAAGGAUCCUGAGAACGCACACAGUCACAAAGUUAAGGAGGAGAUCGCUGCGACUGUGGCGGUCGGCAGUGUCGGCUACGUGUUCCACGAGCACCACGAGAAGAAAGAUGCGAAGAAACACGGCCACCAUCACUAGCCCUCACCUGUGGGAACCAUAAAUACAUAUAUAUGUGUGUAAUAUUACUAUAAAUAUAUUGUUGUUGCUUCUCUCUCGUACGUGUUAGGUGUUGCUUAUUUUGUGUAUCCUUUUCUGAGUCUUGGCGUGUCGUUUGCUUGUUAUGUAAGUUGUAUUUCGAAUAAGUGCUAAACACUGUGUAUUACAAUAAUUUUGUUUUGCCUUAAUUUUAAUUUGUUGGAUUGUGGGUCAUUAAA